This is a messenger RNA of Heterostelium album PN500, 312 nucleotides long. RefSeq lists its product as uncharacterized. The transcript is spliced from 2 exons. The record is from RefSeq and is a predicted model, not a curated record. Gene Ontology annotation, biological process: positive regulation of plasminogen activation. Gene Ontology annotation, cellular component: plasma membrane. The coding region runs from base 1 to 312 and encodes 103 amino acids. Lineage: Eukaryota; Evosea; Eumycetozoa; Acytosteliales; Acytosteliaceae.
AUGAUGAAGAAACAAAUUGCUUUUCAAAUGGCCGUAACUAGAGAGAGAACUUAUUGGUUCGGUGGUGUAACAACUCUUGGAUUUAUAGCUCUUUUAUCAGCAAAGAUGAGAGGUAAACCAGUACCAGAAGCAGCGAUCGCACCUCUUGUUGCACUUUCAGUAGCCACUGCCUAUCAAUACGAUAUGGCAUUCGGAGAUAAGAUGAACCGUAUCAAAAAGAUGGCUCAAGAUAUCGAGGCCGAUGGAAAUAACUGGUUCGUUCCAAUAGAAGAUGAAACAAUCAUGAAAGAAAUUAAUCAACAUAAAAAUUAA